Molecule: messenger RNA, 1962 nt
Organism: Chinchilla lanigera (long-tailed chinchilla)
Lineage: Eukaryota; Metazoa; Chordata; Mammalia; Rodentia; Chinchillidae
Gene: Ca14
Product: carbonic anhydrase XIV
Exons: 12
Coding region: 536-1549 (337 amino acids)
Cellular component (GO): plasma membrane
Molecular function (GO): zinc ion binding; carbonate dehydratase activity
Source: RefSeq, a predicted model, not a curated record
GCGCCUCACUUCUACUCCGCACCCCACAUUUCGGACCUUGACUCUGCGCCCCCACCCGCACGCUGAGUUCCCGGCUCCCUCCUGUAAUCUGUCGCCAAACGUUAGGCCCCCAACUCCAGGGCAGUUCACACCAUCCCAUCGGGCGGGCAAAGGAGAACACAGGGUCCCCUGGAGGGGCUGGGCUGGGCCCCAAGCCCUCCUGCCCUGCCCGCCUGCUCCAGGGGACACCAUCCAGCCGGGUCCGCGAAGAGCUGAGCUGGGAAGCGCGCACCCCCGCUGGGCUCUGAGCCGCUCGCGCUCCGGGGAAGCUCGCGCUGUGCUCCGGCUCGAGCGGGGCCGUCCUGCGUGCCUAAUCGGCUAUUUAAGGAGCUGCCCGCCAGCAGCCGGGCACCCCCCCUCCCCUCGUGCACCCGUCCAGAGCCACCUUAAAAGCGGGAGGCAGUUGUGGAGCGGCUGGCUGGCGAGCCAGAGGAGUGAGACUGCAGAGUCCUCUAGACCCCAAACUCCUGGCCCCGGGUCCUUUGCUGGGGAUACCAUGUUGUUCUUCGCCCUCCUGCUUGAGGUGACUUGGAUCCUGGCUGCCGGCGGGGGCCACCACUGGACAUACGAAGGCCCUCAUGGUCAGGAGCACUGGCCAGCCUCUUACCCAGAGUGUGGAAGCGAUGCCCAGUCCCCCAUUGAUAUCCAGACAGACAGUGUGACAUUCGACCCUGAGCUGCCUGCUCUACAGCUCCAUGGAUACAACCAGCCUGGCCCCGAGCCUUUGGACCUACAUAAUAAUGGCCACACAGUGCAGCUCUCUCUGCCCGCCAGCCUGUACCUGGGCGGGCUGCCCCGAAAAUAUGUAGCUGCCCAGCUCCACCUGCACUGGGGUCAGAAAGGAUCCCCAGGGGGGUCAGAGCACCAGAUCAACAGUGAAGCCACAGCUGCGGAGCUCCACAUUGUUCAUUAUGACUCUGAUUUCUAUAGCAGCUUGAGUGAGGCUGCCCAGAGGCCUCAGGGGCUGGCUGUCCUGGGCAUCCUAAUUGAGGUGGGUGAGGCUGAGAAUCCAGCCUAUGAACACAUUUUGAGUCAUUUGCAUGAAAUAAGCCAUAAAGAUCAGAAGACUACAGUGCCUCCCUUCAGUGUGAGAGAGCUGCUCCCCUCCCAGCUGGAGCAGUUCUACCGCUACAAUGGCUCGCUCACCACUCCCCCCUGCUACCAGAACGUGCUCUGGACAGUCUUCUAUAGAAGGGCCCAGAUUUCAGUGGGACAGCUGGAAAGGCUUCAGCAGACACUGUUCUCCACAGAAGAGGAGCCCUCUGAGGCCCUUGUCCAGAACUACAGAACCCCUCAGCCUCUCAACCAGCGGACUGUCUUUGCUUCUUUCAUCCAAGCGGGACCCACGUACACAACAGGUGAAAUGCUGAGUCUAGCUGUGGGAAUCUUGCUAGGCUGUCUCUGCCUUCUGCUGGCGGUUUACUUCAUCGCUAGAAAGAUUCGGAAGAAGAGGCUAGGAAACCGGAAAAGUGUGGUCUUCACCUCAGCUCGAGCCACCACGGAGACAUAAACUCCCCUUCAGACGUCAUGGAAACUUCCCCUUACUUAUCAGGGAGUCUCCAAGUGGGGUGCAGAGACUGGCCAGAAAAUACUGUUAGCAGUAGUAGGCAGACAUCCCUCCUUCGUCUGGACAUUUCCCCACAGAGAGGUAAGACCCCUAGUUUUCCUUCGAGGAAGAACAGCAGAGCUUCAGUUUCUCAAAACACGUAGGUGGUCAGGGACCCGUGUGUAUUAAUGCAGAGGGCAAGCUAUUUUCGUUUAGUUGUUGAAGUUGGGAAGGUACCCCAAAGUCCCCCAUUCUUCACCUUUAUAUCCCUUCCCUAGGUAUAGUGCAGGAUCUCCCCUUAGGAAAAAGGGCUGCUGCUGGGAUUAUAUUUUUUUGCUCAAUAUAUUUGAAAAUUAAAGUUUCUGACCUUUACUCUG